Messenger RNA from Paraphaeosphaeria sporulosa, 396 nucleotides. RefSeq names its product cytochrome b5. The record is from RefSeq and is a predicted model, not a curated record. Gene Ontology annotation, cellular component: endomembrane system; membrane. Lineage: Eukaryota; Fungi; Ascomycota; Dothideomycetes; Pleosporales; Didymosphaeriaceae. The transcript is spliced from 4 exons. The coding region runs from base 1 to 396 and encodes 131 amino acids.
AUGUCCGACUCUUCAGCCCCACAGCAGAAAGAGAGAUUUGCUCCCAAGCAGCCCGUGAACCUCGCUCCCCCGAAAGAUGAUGUCAUUACCCGCGAUUACCUGGCAAAAUGCGAUGGUACGAACGAAGGCUUCCCCACGCUAGUGGCUAUCAAGGGCGAUGUCUUUGACGUUAGCGGUAAAGAUACGUACGCGCCGGGCAAGAACUAUCAUGUCUUUACCGGCAAGGAGCCUAACCGAGCGCUGGGGCUGUCUUCUCUUGAGCCGAAAGACUGUAUUUCAGACUAUUCAGACCUUGCCGAGGACAAGUUACAGGUCUUGAACGACUGGCACACUUUCUUCUCAAAGAGAUACAACAUCGUUGGACGGCUCCAACCCGAGAAUAGUGCGAGCCUUUGA